CUAAAUACGUAAACGUAAACAAUAAAACUUGCCAAAAUGUUAGAUGAAGAAGUUUCUACGAAGGAAGUAACAGAUAUUAAUGAACAGUCUGAGGUGCCAGAAUUUGCGAAAUCUGAGAAACAGGAAGCUCGAGCUUUUUUGAGAGAAAGAUUUAUACAAUUUAUGAUGUCAAUUGUUGGAAAAAAAGCCGACUUUCACAUGUAUGAAGAUACUAAUGUAUCAGGCGAAUUUAGAGGUUGCGACGUAGAAUGUUUAGAAUUAUUUGUAAACAACUUAGGUACACCUUUAGGCAUUGUUCCAAAAGCGAUACUUAGAGCUACAGAUGUAAUAAGUUUUGAUGUAAAUAAUGUGAAGCCACUUGAAUAAUUGAAAUAUCAUUAUAUUUUACUCCUUUAAA
Molecule: messenger RNA, 397 nt
Organism: Chelonus insularis
Lineage: Eukaryota; Metazoa; Arthropoda; Insecta; Hymenoptera; Braconidae
Product: gem-associated protein 7-like
Exons: 2
Coding region: 37-366 (109 amino acids)
Biological process (GO): spliceosomal snRNP assembly
Cellular component (GO): SMN-Sm protein complex
Source: RefSeq, a predicted model, not a curated record